AAUGUUGGCCGUGUGAGUUUUGUUUUGUCGUAUCAUGUUGGACCAUAUCACGUUCCCAUAAUGCUGAUGCUUAAAACAUCAUCGUUUAUCUAUUCCGGUCUCGCUCCGCCUGCCGAUCAUGUCAGAGACUCUGUGGUUUGUAAACAUGUGAGUCCUCUGAAAAAGUUCAUGCUGCUUACAAAAGUGUUAGUUUCAGCCUGAGACACAGCAUGUAUCUUUCUGACGUGAAUAAGUAAACUCACUUCCAAGCAGUGGAGAGAGAAGAAAAAAAAAAAAGAAAAAAAAGAGGAAGAACUCUCAGCCAAAACCUCUGUUCUGUUUUAUUUUUAGACACUUGAAACUUUCCGACUUCAAGCUGGACAUCUAUGUGUGGAUCUGUUUUUAAAAAAAAUGUUUUCUCUUAACUCAACAACACCCCUGACCUACACAAGAACGGAAGAAAUGAACCUGAGUGACAAUCUGAACGACUCGUAUGAAUAUUACUAUGGAGACCUGGUCACACAGUGUCAUUUUGAGAAAUACGAUCGAAUCACGGGAAUAAGUUUCAUCGUCAUCUGUUGCUUCAGCUUCCUCGGGAAUGGCAUGCUCCUCUAUGCUCUGGCCCGCUUUGAAGAUCUCAAAAGGAUCACCAUGCUUUUUCUACUCUGCUUGGCGGUUUUUGACCUGUUGUUCACGCUGACGCUUCCUUUCUGGGCUGUUGAUCAACUGAACGAGUGGAUCUUUGGAGAUCCUGCGUGUAAGAUCCUAACCGGGGCCUAUUUUGUCGGAAUAUAUGGAAGCCUCAUUCUACUGACGGCCAUGACGGUCGAUUGCUUCUUUGUUGUUGUUGUGCGCAGCCAGUGGCUCACUCACAGAAGAAGGCUCAACUGUGCAAGGGCAGCUUUUGCAGGGUCGUGGAUCAUCAGCGUAGGAGCGUCUCUGAAAGACGCCCUGUCCUCCGAGGUUCGAAACAUGAAUAACACCUUCACCUGUGGCAAUGGGCAUUCUCAUGAUGACCAGGUGGGAUACUACACACAGUUUGUCAUGCUCUUCAUCAUUCCGCUGGUGAUCAUCGUCCUGUGCUACAGCUUAAUCCUGCACACGCUCAGGUCGAGCUCAGGGCGGAGAAGGUAUAAGACAUUGCUGGUCGUGUUGCUCAUAAUCAUGGCUUUUGUCAUAUGUUGGGGACCUUAUCAUGUCAUCAUACUCCUGGUACCGUAUAGUGAUAGUGGGGAUUGCAAAAAGAAAAAUCUAAUCAACCAAAUAUAUGUCGCCUGCCGUAUCCUUGCCUAUUUCCACUGCUGCAUCAAUUCACUGCUGUUUCUGAUCAGAGAAAGGUCCAGAAAAAUCCUGUCCAAACUUCUGUUCUGCCAGCCUCAACACAGGAGCGCUGAACUGUCAUACAGAUCUUCUGAGCGGAGUCACUUCAACUUUCACCAACACCACAGCGUGGCAUUUCCACAAAACUUAACAGAACUCAAAUCACUUUGACAAAUGACGAUGAACUCGGUGAUGGAGACUCAAAACUGGUACAUUUCUCCUUUUUAUGUGAGUGAUUCCUAUCAUGAAAAUAUUACACAUAGAGAGCGAGAGCGAGAGCGAGAGCGAGAGAGGGGGGGGGGGCACGGUUAACAUGGAAACAUUUAACUUCAAAAUGAAAUUUCAUAUUGUAAUAUUCUAUAUACUAUUUCUAAUUUAAUAUACUAUAUUAUAUUUUCCUUAUUUUUUUUUAUCCUCAGUCUGUUUUGCAUUGAUAUUUUUAUAAGCUUUUUUUUUUUUUUUGUGCUAACUGCACUCUUAGACUUAAAGAGUCCUUUGGACGGCUAAUGGUUUUUCUUUAUAAAGGAACAAAACAAAAAAAUUAUGCAGAGUACGGGAUUUACCCUUAUUUUCUUACCGUGUACUUGUGUUUCACUUUUCUUUUGUUGAACUCAUUUUAUGUUCUAUUCUCUCUUUUUUGGGGGUGUAAUAAUACUGUAAAUAACAGAAAAAAAAACCCUGGUGUAAUAAUACUGUAAAUAACAGAAAAAAACCCUGGUGUAAUAAUACUGUAAAUAACAGAAAAAAACCCUGGUGUAAUAAUACUGUAAAUAACAGAAAAAAACGUGUGUAAUAAUACUGUAAAUAACAGAAAAAAAUUCUACAUACAUUCAGUUCAUCACAGGAAACUAUUGCACAUUUGUCUGUUGGCAAAUACGAAACUUUUACAGAAACGAGCACAGAGUCGAGAGGCACGAUGACUUAUGCGUAACAGUUUUAGUAUUAGUCACCUUUUUUAUCACUUACGCAAGCAAAAAUAUAUAAAUAAAAAAGUCUUUGCACUAUUAGAUAUAUCAGCUUAUUUAAUGUAGACAGUGCAUUUUAUAUAAGUAGGAAAUAAAAUACAAUAGCGUGUACUGUUUAUAAGAAAAUACCACAGCAAUUUGCCAAGUGCAAUUGUACCUUGAGCUUUUAUCAUGUUAUGGUUAAAUUUAAGGAUCAUCAGUAAAACAAGUUAAUUCCUCUUAUCACUUACACAAGUGAAGCUAAAAACAUUUUUAAACCACAGUCUGUCGCCCCUAACACCCCCCCCCCCCCCCUUUUUAAAGUGAUUAAAAAAAAAAUCCCACAGGUUUUCAGUGCAACUGCAAACUGAAGACUUUCCCGAGGUGCAAAACUUACUAACUGCUGGAGACUCCUUCCAGUUACAGAAAACCUCAUCAUUUCAACAACUGUACAUUUUUCUUUGUUAAAUAUGUGCUAAUUACCUCAACAUUUUUAAGUUGAUAAAUCGAUUUCUUUAAGCCGAAUACACUUGAAUAAAACAAAAAUUUAACUCGGUUAACUCUAUUUAAGUGUAUUUGGUUUUAAAGAAAUCGGUUUAUCAACUUAAAAAUUUUGAGGUAAUUAGUUCCCUCAAAUUUUUCGAGUUAAAUGAACUUAACCGGGUUUACAGUGUAACGGUUGUUAAUCUGUUUCGGAUUAUGUGUAGAAUCCGCCACACAAGUGUCUGUGAAUUCGCUGUUACUAUAAAAACUCUAACAUAUUACGAUGAGCAGCGAUAUAAACCUUGCAACCGGAACUGUGAUCAUUAACCAACAUCUUCGGACCAAUUGGAAUGGAGCACUCAAGAGUGCGUUGGUAUAAAUAUUUGUCUUUUAUUCAGGGAAUUUUUAAGCACCUUUCAACAAAAUAAAUUUCUUUCUUUUGCUGUUGUUGCAGUAGAUUGUAUAGUUCUUUCCUGUUGUUCUUUGGAUUAUACUAGACAGUACAGUAUAGUACAGCAGGCUCUUGUCUUCUCUCUGCAACAUUCACCUCAAUGCCUGUAUAAAUGCUUGCAAUUUUGAGUUUUCUAAAUAUGUGUUCUGUAUUUUUUAUGGUACAAUGGUUACCAAACAAACAAUAAAGUGAUGAACUGCUAUA
Messenger RNA from Ictalurus punctatus (channel catfish), 3381 nucleotides. RefSeq names its product chemokine (C motif) receptor 1b, duplicate 2 (gene xcr1b.2). Gene Ontology annotation, cellular component: membrane. Bases 391 to 1470 code for a protein of 359 amino acids. Gene Ontology annotation, biological process: G protein-coupled receptor signaling pathway; immune response. The transcript has a single exon. Gene Ontology annotation, molecular function: G protein-coupled receptor activity. The record is from RefSeq and is a predicted model, not a curated record. NCBI's taxonomy places the organism in Eukaryota, Metazoa, Chordata, Actinopteri, Siluriformes, Ictaluridae.